AUUUCCGGUUGAGAGAACGAAAGAGAAAAUACACGAUAGGCCUAUAUGUAAUGAUUUAUACACACCUUUAGAAAGAGACAACGAGAAUUUAACCUUUUGGGGUACAUGAAAAUGUAUUCUAGCUCUAAAGAAAUUGAUGUUGAGAGAUUUAGAUCUCCAUUUGAAAGUAAUAUAGAGUGGAAAAUUAGGAAAAAGUUCCUUGUUGAACAUAUAAACAAAUUUGAUGAGGAUCGUUUGAUAUGUUUAUCUCUCUGUUAUGUGAAUGUCAGGCAGAUGGGAUGCAGGUACCCCACAAUGGUGAUGAAACAACUGAAUGAGUUGGCAAAAGACCUGGGAGAAGAUGACAUUUCAGAUAUCACAAAUCUACCUAGUCGAAUCAAAGGCAUUGAAACUGUUAAAUUUGUAAAAUCAAGUGACAAAGUUAGUGAAGAUAGUAGUUCAAUAUCAGGACCUUCACCUGCCAAAAAGAUUGUACCUAUGUUUGGAAUGAAUUUUGUAAAAUCAAGUUCAGAAUUUAAAAGUACAGAUGUUGCAAUGCAUGAAGAACAAUCGUUUGUAUCUGGUAUGAAACCAUUUCCUGCUCAAAGAGCUAAAGGAACAGGACUAGGAUAUGGGACACCAAAAUACAGUACUACUGGCAUAACAGAUAUAGAUAUAAAGUUCAGAACAUUGGUCCAUGCUAUAUCAGAUCUGAAGAAAAAGUUUGGAAGUGCUAAAAACAGUAUUGAGAUUCUUCAGAUGGCUGUAGAUAAAACCAAAAUGUCUCUUGAUACUAAAUUUAGAGAUGUUGUAGGUUCUCAGUAUGCACAUACAUUUGUGUGCAGUCUGACAAUAGACUUGGUAGAGAUUUCAGAAGGGAAGGCAACAAAUAAAAAAGCAGCUAAACAUACAGCAUUUGAUUUAGCAGUUCAAAAAUUGGAAAGUACAGAUAUUUGUGUUGACCAGUCUAUUCCGGACAGUCCCGUACUAGUAAAAGCAAAUAAAAAUACUGUCCAAAGUCAAUCAAUUAACAGUGAUAGUACGACAAAACAAACAGAUACCAAUGAUCAUUUAGACAAACAAAAAAGUGCAUACUCUUUACCAUGUAGCUUUGUAAGUCAUAGUACACAACCAGAUUCUUAUCAGGCAUCAAAAUCUUUUUCAUAUGACUCUUCCAAUUAUGAUGACUCGUAUUAUAAUACAGAGAUGUAUGAAUCAAACUUUAAAGCUGUUAGUAAAGGUAACAGACAAGUAGCAAAUUCUUUGAAUGGGGAUAUAACAAAAUUUAUUAUUUUUGAAAAUGUCAGUAUUGAUAAUACAAGUAAUCCAUAUUCAAUUUUGAGACAGAGUUGUGACAUCAAUAAGGCAUUAUUGGAAUUCCAUUAUGAAUUAGAUGCAAAUGGUGUCAACAUGCACUGCAAGGUAGACAUUGAAGGGGAGACAAUUGCAGAAGCUUCUGACAUAGGUAAAGUCCUUGUAAAAUCCCUUGUAGCACUCAAAGCUAUUGAGGAACUUAGAAAAAUAUGCUGGACAAUUAAAAUUAAGCAAAGUAUUGAUUGCCAAAGUGAUGAUAGUAUUUCAAGAGAUUCAGUAAUGGGAGAAAUUCAGAAACAAAUGGAAACAAUAUCUGAUGACAAUAUAGGAAGCAAAUUACUUCGUAAAAUGGGUUGGAGUGGUGGUGGUGUUGGAGCAGAGGGAAAUAUUGGAAGAGAGGAACCAGUUGCAGUUUCAUUGCAGCAAAUUAUCAAACGUGAAGGUCUUGGACUUAACUCUGGUGAUGGAAUGAAAGACUUCAGAAAUAAAGUAAGGAAAGUUGUGGAAGAUUAUGCCAAAUCUGAAACGCAAGACGAUCUUUCAUUUACAUCGGACUAUACAAAGGAAGAACGUGCAUAUAUACAUACAAUAAGCCAGAGACUUGGAUUGAAAUCACAAAGUCGUGGAAAAGGAGAUGAUCGACAUUUAACAUUAAGUAGAAAGAGAACAACAAACCAGUUGUUUAACCAUCUGAUUAAUGAAGGUGGAUCAACUCAUAAAUAUGAACUUGUUCCACCAGAAAACAGUGCAUAUUAAGCUAAAUACCUUGGUAUAAAAAAAAUUAAAAGUAUGAUUGUGAAUUGUUAUAUGCUUUGUUUCUAUUUGUCUGUUUUUUAUAUAAAAAUGUAGUUGCUUUUUGCUGCAUUUUCCAAACUUAAGCUUAUGUUGUCUCUUUGAUGAGCAGACACUCAUAGUAUUGACUUUUAGGUUAAGGCUAAGAAAUAUUAAGUGGGGAUUGUUACAGAUAUUUGUUAUUACAACUUGGAUGUGCGUAAUUUUUACUCUAAAUCUAAAUAAUAAAAAUACUUUAAAAAAAUAUUUGAUGUCAGGAAGGCCCCAGCUUGUUAUCUUUUUGUGUUUUGUGAGUCUAAAACCCAACUAGUUAUUAAUUCUAAUACAAUUGAUAGUUUGAUUUUUCUAAGAUUUUGAUACCUGGUAAAAAAAAAGGUCAGCCUCAAAGCAUUUUUCUAAAGGUUAAAAAAUAUUUUUUUACUGCAAAUUUGACACUGGUAAUAAAUUUUUUAAUAGCAAUUAUAGAUUAUAUAUUAUCAAUUUGCAGCAAACCUCAGGUGUAAAAAUGAUGAUCUCAAAAUUUGAGAUUUUUUAACCAAAAUUUAGAAAAUCUAUGUUUUUACUACUUUUUUUUCUCAAUUUCACAUCUGGGUUAGUGUGUAUAUCAACUUUUGUCACAAUGGUCACUGUGAAUCAAGUUGGUUUUAUGGAUUGAUUUAUUGUUAAUUUUUAAUGCCACUUUCUUUACACUACAGGGUUGAUGCCACUGCUAGUUGAUGUUUCGUCCCCCAUGGGCCAGUAGUUAUCACUUCAGUACUGACAUGAAUAUCAAUUAUGUGGUCAUUUUUAUAAAUUUCCUGUUUACAAAACUAUGAAUUUUUGAAAAAAAUAAGGAUUUUCUAAUCCCAGGAAUAGAUUAACUUUGCCAUAUUUGGCACAACUUUUUGGAAUUUUGAAUCCUCAAUGCUCUUCAACUUGGUACUUGUUUGGCUUUAUAAAUAUUUUGAUAUGAGCGUCACUGAUGAGUUUUGUGUAGACUAAACGCACGUCAUGCGUACUAAAUUAUAAUCCAGGUACCUUUUAUAACUAUCAGUACUCUUGCCUAUAUCAUGUAUAUCAUGGACAUGAUGGAGGUAUAAAUUUUACAUUGUGAACCAUAAUUUUUUUUCAAAGUUUGCAAAAGAUCCAACUUGUACUAGGUAUUAUACUUGUAAUUUAAUUUUUGUUGGAGUAGAGCACAUAAAUAUAUAUCACAAUUAUUUUUCUUCAAAAUUUAGUAUUUAUUUAUGUGUUCACAAAAAAAAAUUGAUUUUUGACACCAAUAAUCAAUUUGGAAAGCAAUUAUUAUGCCGAGACAUUGAAGUGCCUGUGCAAAUUAUCAGUUGACAUUGAAAUUCUAGCAGAAAAAAAGUUUCUUAAAAAUUCCUAAGGUUGAUUUGCAAAAUAUAUACAUGUAUAAACCAGUAUGUAAUAUGCUCAACAACUGUCUUAUUAUAACUGACAAAUUUUAGUUUAAACAGUAUUUGUCAAGAACAAUUACAACAAUAAAGUAUUACAAUGUAUGUUACAUGUAACUUCAACGUUGUUCUACCCAUUGGCAAUAAGCCAUACUUUUGGAGAUUAUGCAUUUACAAAAUUUGUUGAAGGGCAACCAGGUGGACAGACUAACAAAAUGAGAAUAACAAAUUUUAAAUCCUGCAUCUUCAAUUAUCUAUUAUUAUACUCUUUCCAUUGUUUUUUUAAUGAUUGAAUGUUGAAAAAAUGAAUAUGAUCUAUUGAAAAGAAAGUACUACUAUGUAGAUAAGUUUGAAAAUUGCAUUUUUAUUCCAAAUUGUUAUGUUGUUGCAAGAUUAAUAUUUGUUUUUGAUGAUAUUAAUAAUAAAUUAAUGGUGGAUUGAUUAAUAGAGA
Molecule: messenger RNA, 3933 nt
Organism: Mytilus trossulus (common blue mussel)
Lineage: Eukaryota; Metazoa; Mollusca; Bivalvia; Mytilida; Mytilidae
Exons: 2
Coding region: 106-2049 (647 amino acids)
Molecular function (GO): nucleic acid binding
Source: RefSeq, a predicted model, not a curated record